Messenger RNA from Priapulus caudatus, 3712 nucleotides. Its product is annotated as 85/88 kDa calcium-independent phospholipase A2-like. The transcript has 17 exons. NCBI's taxonomy places the organism in Eukaryota, Metazoa, Priapulida, Priapulimorpha, Priapulimorphida, Priapulidae. Gene Ontology annotation, cellular component: mitochondrion. The coding region runs from base 91 to 2526 and encodes 811 amino acids. Gene Ontology annotation, molecular function: protein binding. The record is from RefSeq and is a predicted model, not a curated record. Gene Ontology annotation, biological process: positive regulation of ceramide biosynthetic process; lipid metabolic process.
ACUAUUGACGUUAGAGAAGUGACAUGUCAGCUCCCAGUACUAGUACUAGUAGUAGUGCUGAUGUAGUUAGGCCUACUAGCUCACCUGGACAUGGCUUUUUCGUUCGGACGAGCCAUUCAAGGCUUGCUAGGCCUCGCUGUAGAUGAGGUUUCUGCAUCGUUGGUAAAUGAGGUGAACAUCAAAGCUUAUAAUAACCAGAGAGUGCAUCUGCGAGAGGGCUUCCUUACGUUAUAUUACAUGGUUGGAGCCAGAAAGUAUGAAAUAGUGCUACAGAAUCCCAGUGCCACUAAUAAAGUCUUCAGUCUAGCACGAUCAUUCAAGGACAAUGAAGCCACUACACUCUUUGGAACCUUUGUCACUAAGCUUCAGCCAUUACUGGAGUUUAGUAGACAGGUGUAUGAUAGCGACACGCUGGCAAAGGCAUGUGGCUAUUGCAGGGAGGAGCCGAACUGGCUACCAGUUCACAUUGCCGCUGCGGUCGGGCUAACUGAUUGCAUAAAAACUUCGUUACUACAGAGUCAUUUAAACACUCCGGCAAUCAUCAGUGGAUUGACACCUCUACACUUGGCCGUACAGCAUGAAAACAUUGCAUUUGUGAAUGCUCUGGUUGAACUAGAGGCAGAUGUCAAUGUGCAAGAUUCCCAUGGGAAUAGUCCUUUGUACUACGCCCUGUCAAAGGAACCCCAAAUACUAGAGAUCAUGCUGCGGCGGCCAUGUUUGGAGACGGUGAACUACUUCAGCACGAGUCUGGAGACGCUGCUGUUUGCGGCGUGCGUCAACGACUACCCAGCCAGCGCGUGUCUGCUGCUGGCCCACGGCGCCGACGUCGGCUUCUCCUGUCGCAGCUACAUGUACGAGAUGCACGGUGCGGCGAAGGCCGGCAGCCUCGGGUGCAUAAAGACAAUCUGUGAGCUAUAUCCACAUGAAGUGAGAAGAAAGGAUGAUAGACAUGGUGGUACUGCUUUACACUGGGCCAGAGACAAGCAGACCGUCGAGUUACUGGUGAGCUUAGGAGCGAAUUUGGACACACCCAGCAAAACAGGUGACACACCACUACACAUCAUGGUAGAGAAGCACCGGCUUGACUGUGUCAUCGCACUGCUGUGCAGUGGAGCAUCCCCAGAUAUAUUGAACAGGAGUGGAAUGACAGCCCUCCACGUGGCUGUGCAGAUGGGUGAUUUAAAUGUGACUCGAGCACUGCUCGUGUUUGGAGCCGAUAUGGAUGCUGUUACUAAUCAUCAGCAGUCGGUGCGCCACCUAGCAGCGACGACGCCUAGUGCUAACAAGGCUGCGAUGAUUUACACACUACAUGCUGUCGGUGCUAAACGCUGUGUCUCCAGUCUGGGAGUGACUGGCUGUAAUAGUGGGUGCCAGCCCGGCGAAACGUACAACGGUAUGAUAAGCAUCCCUCCUGCUGCAUGCAAGCCGACACAUUACCUGGAGGACCUCGUUUCCACGGCGAUGUUUGCGUCGGCGAUGCAGGGUAAGGAUGAGGCGGACAGCGGUGGCAAGAAAAGACGUGGCAACGUACUCUGCCUGGAUGGUGGAGGUAUCCGGGGCCUCAUACUUGUACAGGUGCUACUAGCUAUAGAGAAGAUUGCAGGCUGCCCUGUUAUUGAGCUCUUUGACUGGGUGUCAGGGACAAGCACAGGUGGCAUCUUGGCUCUUGGACUUGCAGUUGGUCGUACGGCGAGGGAGGCGCAGGGGUUCUACUUCGGCUUCAAGGACAAGGUCUUUGAUGGCAAGCGGCCGUACAACUCGGGCCCGCUCGAGGAAGCGCUGAAGCGGGAGCUCGGCGAACACACGCGCAUGCUCGACAUAAAGAACGUACGUGUGUUCGUAACCGCAGUGCUCGCCGACAGGCAUCCGGCGGACCUGCAUCUUUUUCGCAACUACGCGGUCCCCGGUGAGGAGCUGCUGAGACAGCAGACGGGUGGCAAGGUUGGCCAGGUGAAGGCCGCUGCCUUCACGGCGCCACCCUGUUACACGCAGCAGUUGGUGUGGCAGGCGGCACGUGCGUCCGGGGCAGCACCCACGUUCUUCAAGCCUCUAGGAAUGAUGCUAGAUGGAGGGCUCAUGGCCAAUAACCCAACGCUGGAUAUGCUCACCGAAGUACAGCAGCACAAUGCUGCCUGCCUCGUGUCUGGGGAAGAUGACCAUUUUCCUCUGAAAUGCGUUGUUUCCAUUGGAACGGGACUAAUCCCCGUGAAAAAGGUGCAGAGUAUUGAUAUUGAGCUACCUUCGACCCUCUGGGGCGCUGCGAAAGCUGCAUUCGGUGCUAUGAGCCUUGUAAAUCUUCUAGUUGACCAGGUGUCGAAUUCGUCGGGACAGACCGUGGAGCGGGCGCGCGCGUGGUGCAACAUGGCCGCCGUGCAUUACUUCCGCUUCGACCCGCAGCUUUCCGCCGACGUGAUGCUGGACGAGAAGGAUGACGUCAUCAUCUUGCAGAUGCUCUGGGACACGAUGGCGUACUUGCACGAGCAGAGAGAAACGCUCGAGAAGCUCGUGUCCAUCUUGCAGCGAUAAGAGAAGGUACCAGGGUAAAAAAUACACGGGAACUAUGAGCGAUUCGCUCUUCACACCUCUGAAAUCGCUCUCGUGUGGCUCAAAAUAGCUCCCGUAAAAUUUUUGACGAGAGCUAUUUUUCGCACAGAUUUUUGAAAAAGAGCUCCUGUGAAAGAAAAUAAAUUUCCCCCCUGGAAGGUACGCGAGUGGAAAGGCGUGGGUUUCUCGUUGAUUCAAGGAAACGGAUGAUUAAGGAACGAUUUAGAUGACAGUAGUUGGAAUGGAUGUAGCAAAAUCUUUCGAUACCAGUAUAUUUAUUUAAAUUCUAACAUUCCAAUUGUUUUAGUAUGUUUUAGUAAUCUUAAGUUGCACAUUGACGUGCACGGCCACAUUUCUGUGCUGGCCUGCAUGGUUAGGCCGGCAUCAUAUUUCUUUUGUAAUCAAUCAGCAUUGAUAGCAGUUCAAUAACAUCAAGAGUACAAAAUAGAGAUGUAUUAUUAUUCUCUAUUAUUAAUCUCUAUUAUGUACUCUUGAUAACAUGUCAUACCAGCCAUAUUCACUUCUAUAUUGCAGUAAUCAAAAUAGUUAUGAUCAUUAAACCAUCAACUCCACUUAAAUGAUAAUAAGGAAUCGAGAGUUAAUGUUGGUAAUGCAGGAAGCUGGCAUAUCGUUACUGACACCUGCUGAUUUGUGUCAUAAGAAAGGAUAUGAUGUGAUGACAAGUAAUGUAAUAAUAUGAAUCACAUCUCAGAUCUGGUAAUCAUUAUAUCCCAGUAUUAUGUCCAUGUACUCCUAAACCUAUCAUCUCUGCAGAAUGUACUAUUUUAUUUUUUUUAAAGAUUUUGCAAUCAUCUAUAUUAAAUGUGUAUACAUAAGCAGGUAAUAUAUUGUAGCUACAAGAGAGCACAAAUGUGCAUGUACUACUGCAAUUGUAGUUUACAUAAUAUCAGAAGUAGAUAAUAGGGAACUAUAUUAACCUAUUAUCUACUUCUGAUAAUAUUGUAUUUACUAACAUAACAAUCUGUUUAUAUUGUUUUUGUUUAAUUGAAGUUGUUAAAUCUGAAUUUCGAAGGUGGCCUUCAAGGAUAGAUUAAAUUCCAUUAUAUCCUAUGUGUGUGACCUAAAUCUUACUAUAGGUGCGUUCACACUGGCGCGAAUUAGCGGGCUGCAAAACCCGGUUUUUGCAGACCGCUCGAAAAAUCGAGCU